This is a messenger RNA of Pseudomyrmex gracilis, 4607 nucleotides long. Its product is annotated as Niemann-Pick type protein homolog 1B-like. NCBI's taxonomy places the organism in Eukaryota, Metazoa, Arthropoda, Insecta, Hymenoptera, Formicidae. Gene Ontology annotation, molecular function: lipid carrier activity. The coding region runs from base 565 to 4311 and encodes 1248 amino acids. The transcript is spliced from 23 exons. The record is from RefSeq and is a predicted model, not a curated record. Gene Ontology annotation, cellular component: membrane.
AGGUGUUCUGAUAAAUCUGCUUUGAUAUGAUGAUGUAUACCGAUUGCAUUUAACACAGUCGUUUAUUCGAUUCUGGAAGUGAAUAAUAGGCAAUUCAGACUAAUUGCCGUAUAUAAUCUGUUAAACAAGAAAAUGUGUAUUUAUUUUGUUAAUUAACUAACGUGACAAUUCCGAUUAAUUGUAAAUGCGCGAAAGGAUAAAAAAGACACUUAAAAAGCUCUAAAAUUUAUACGACGACCAAGCAGUGUUACAGCAGUGAUUGUUAGGUUAUAAUAUUGCUUGUAAUAUUACAAUAUUAUUAUAAUAUUGUAUAACGAGCAAAUCAAUAGACGGCAUUAGUGGAAUAUUUAACCAAUACUCUUGUGUAAAUUAUUCUUGUGUGAACAAAAAAGACAAGAUGAAAUUUUUCGUCGGAAAAAGAUGAUAUUUAUCACACACAUAUGAGUUUUGAUUGUUCAAAAAAUUAAUUAGCAAUAAAAUCCAACGAUACCGUGCCGAAAAAAUCGAACAAAGAUUUUACUCGUGUUAUUUAAUUCUCAGUUGAUAGUAGUUCGCGCCUAGAAAAUGAAGCGAUCAAAAGUAUUUAGUUUUCUAUUCACGCUAUGUUGUACUUCAAUUGUUGCUGAACAGCAGUGUGCGUGGUACGGGGAAUGUGAAGUCCCAUUGAAUUCUUAUUCCAUAAAACGGCCUUGUGUGGCAACGAGUAACGAUCUCCCCAAGUCGAUAAACGACACGGAUGCUAAAACUAUUUUGAAGAAGAGAUGUCCACAUUUUUUCGAAACUGACGACUCACCGAAAACAUGCUGCGACGCCGGUCAAGUUGUCACAAUGGACAACAGCAUGAUGAUGGCCGAAGGAUUAUUCGGUAGAUGUCCGACUUGCAUGAGAAAUAUGCUUCGAUUAAUCUGCGACUUCACCUGCAGUUCUGAUCAAAGUCGAUUCGUAAAAGUAACCGAUGCCGUUAAAGUGGGAGACUACGAAUAUGUCAACGGAACUGAGAUUCAUGUGACGGAAAAAUACGUAAAUACGACGUACGAGUCCUGUAUAAACGUUGUUAAUCCUACUUCCGGACGAUUAGCGAUGGACAUCGCCUGCGGUUCUUACGAAGCCAGCAGAUGCUCUCCUAAACUAUGGUACGAGUACAUGGGCAGUGCCACAACUCCCUUUACGCCCUUCCAAAUGACUUACGUUUACGAUGAACCUGAGAAAUGGAACGCGGAACCGUGGGAUGCGGAAGCUAAAAAUUGCAGCGAAGUUUACGAUGACUUGUCCGGAGCUUGCAGUUGCGUCGAUUGUCCCAUUAUUUGUCCCGUUAUAGAAUGGGAGAGGAAUUGGGCCAAAGACUUUAUGAUCGGCAAAUUAAAUGGCUUUGGCAUUAUAGCUGCUAUACUUGUCGUUCUAGUCACAGUUGUAGGAAGUGCUACAAUUGCUACAUAUAGCGUAGUACAAAGAUGCCGAAAUAAAAAAGAUCCCCAAAGAAUACCAGUUGAAAGGAAAAACUGCGGUCAAACUUAUCAAAGAUUAUUUGAAUCAGCUUUCGCCGUAUGGGGAAAAGCAUUUGCCAAGUAUCCUCUCAUCGUCUUGUUUGUGGCUUCAUAUAUUGUUUGCGGUCUGAGUUACGGAAUCAUGUUUCUCUCCGUGACCGCAAAUCCUGUAGAAAUAUGGGCAGCGCCAAAUAGCAGAUCCAGGAUAGAAAAGGAUUACUACGAUAAUCGAUUUCAACCAUUUUAUCGAUCUGAACAAAUUUAUAUAAAAUCUGUUGGCAUUGACAAGAUAUUGCAUCAAACUCCAAACGGAGUUAAAGAAUUCGGACCUGUGUUCAACGAGACGUUUCUGUUAGCCGUAUAUGAUUUGCAACAAGAGAUUCUUCAGAUAGGUCAAAAAACGGAUGAAGGAUUGGAAAAGAUUUGCUAUGCUCCGGUACAGAGUGAAUUUACCGGACCGGUUACUCUCGAUCUCUGUACGGUGCAAAGCGUGUGGGGAUAUUUUCAAAAUGACGUGAAAAAGUUUAACAGAACUGAAAUUGAAAAUGAAUACAAAAAAACUUAUCUGGAUGUUUUAUAUAAGUGUACGCAAAAUCCACUUAAUCCAGACUGCUUAGCGCCGUACAAAGGACCCAUACUACCCGAAAUAGCAAUUGGAGGAUAUCUAGAAGAAGGUGAACACCGUUCUUCAGAUUACAUUAAAGCGACAGGAUUAGUUUUAACGUUUCUGGUAAAAAAUUCACUGAAUACGGAGGAGCUGACGCCGAUUAUCAAAUGGGAACAACGUUUCCUCGAUUUUAUGUCGGAAUGGAACCGAGAAAGACGUCCAGAAUUUAUGGACGUCGCAUGGACAACGGAGAAAUCAAUAGAAGACGAAUUAGACAGAACUUCGAAAGCGGAAGUGAUAACUGUGAUCAUCAGUUAUCUUGUCAUGUUCGUUUAUAUUGCUUUUGCUCUCGGUAAAAUAAGAACUUCUUUUGUCGAUUGUGUCACUGAGAGCAAAAUUGUAGUGAGCAUCGGUGGAAUCAUUAUAGUUAUGGCAUCAGUUGCGUGUUCGCUCGGAAUUUUUGGCUAUAUUGGCAUACCAACUACUUUGCUCACAAUAGAGGUAAUACCUUUCUUAGUGCUGGCUGUUGGAGUUGACAACAUUUUCAUUUUGGUGCAAACUUAUCAAAGAAAUCCUCGAUUUAAUGACGAAUCUAUUCCAAAGCACAUUGGUAGAAUAAUGGGUGCGGUUGGUCCGUCAAUGUUACUGUCAAGUGCAUCUGAGUGUUUCUGUUUUCUUAUCGGCUCGUUUUCGUCAAUGCCAGCUGUCAACACUUUUGCGAUGUAUGCUUCACUAUCAAUUUUAAUUAAUUUUCUUCUUCAAAUAACGGCUUUCGUCGCUUUAUUGUCUCUCGACUGCAAGAGAUUCGAGAACAAUCGUCUCGAUGUUUGUUGCUGCAUUACUAUCAAUAAUUCAAAAACUGACGAACAUAGCAAAGGUUUGAUUUACACAAUUUUCGAACGCGUUUACACGCCGUUUCUGAUGAAAACACCAGUAAGAAUUAUUGUAUUUAUAAUAUUUAUCGCCGCUCUCGCUACGCAUGUUGCAAUCAUACCGCAGAUCGAAAUUGGAUUGGAUCAGAAACUCUCGAUGCCAGAAGAUUCUUAUGUUUUGAAAUAUUUCCAGUAUAUGGAAGAUCUGUUGUCGAUGGGACCGCCGGUGUAUUUUGUUUUAACAGAAGGUUUGAACUACAGUAAAAGAGAAGCGCAGAAUAUUAUAUGCGGCGGUCAAGGAUGCAAUAUGGAUUCUCUGUACACUCAGAUAUAUUCGGCUGCCAAACAACCUUCCAUAUCAUAUUUGUCUAAACCAGCUUCCUCUUGGAUAGACGAUUAUUUCGAUUGGUCUACAAUUAGCAGUUGUUGCAAAUAUUUUGCUAAUAAUCAAUCAUUUUGCCCACACAUAAAAAAUCAAGAAUGUAUGAAAUGUAACAUUAAGACUGAUAAAACAAACUCUUCCUCUCGUCCGGAUGCGAACAGUUUCAGGAAAUAUAUUUCUUAUUUUGUGAUGGAUGUUCCGGAUGAAACAUGUGCAAAAGGAGGAAGAGCCGCUUAUUUCGACGCAUUAAAUUAUUAUAAUGAUGAGUUUGGCCUGAGUGACGUGGGCGAUUCGUAUUUUAUGAGUUACCAUACACCUUUAAAAAAAUCAUCCGAUUGGUACGAAGCGCUACGAACUGCCAGAAUAAUAUCGGACAAUAUUACGAACAUGAUUAAUGAAGCAAACGUAACUGAUAAAAAAGUCCAAGUAUUUCCUUACAGUGUAUUUUACGUAUACUAUGAACAAUAUCUGGCUAUUUGGCAGGAAACUUUGUUAUCGAUAAGUUUAUCACUUGCCGUAAUAUUCGUGGUGACACUAUUUCUCACAGGAUUCUCAUUAUUCUCAGCGAUUAUAGUCCUUCUUUCCGUAUUGAUGAUAGUGGUCAAUAUAGGCGGCCUGAUGUAUUGGUGGAACGUUAGUUUGAACGCAGUAUCACUCGUCAACUUAGUCAUGGCGGCUGGUAUAUCUGUAGAAUUUUGUAGCCACAUAGUACACUCCUAUAUCACUUCUACAGCUAAGACAAGAAUAAGCAAAGUAUCAGAAGCACUUUCUGUCAUGGGAAGUUCCGUAUUCUCCGGAAUCACUCUGACAAAAUUCGUAGGAAUAGCGGUUCUAGCUUUCGCAAAAUCGCAGAUUUUCCGAGUGUUUUAUUUUAGAAUGUACUUGGGUAUUGUGCUAUUUGGUGCGGCGCAUGGCUUAAUAUUUCUGCCAGUUUUAUUAAGCUUCAUAGGACCUAUACGGCAAUAAUGAUUACUGUAGAACUCGCGUGAGCAAGACUACAGUAUAAAAAAUUUGCAGUAAUAGAAAAAUUCAUCUCAUAUGACGUGACAGAAUCAAUAAUAUACAAAUUACUUUUUAGUAUAACAUGAUUCUGUGGAACUUUAACUUUGCUACACCAGAAAGAAGAAUGAGAGCGGCUUGUCAGGCCCAUAAGAGUUUUUACUAUUGUUUUUCGCGGACAUGGUUUUAUUCCGUGCUAUGUGCGAUAAGCCCCUUGCACAAUGCGAGGGAAUAGUGAUAAGCAAUAGACACAGAAUUCCAAC